Messenger RNA from Alnus glutinosa, 2033 nucleotides. Its product is annotated as lysine histidine transporter-like 8. NCBI's taxonomy places the organism in Eukaryota, Viridiplantae, Streptophyta, Magnoliopsida, Fagales, Betulaceae. Gene Ontology annotation, cellular component: plasma membrane. Bases 199 to 1803 code for a protein of 534 amino acids. The record is from RefSeq and is a predicted model, not a curated record. The transcript has 5 exons.
CGAAGGUGUAUAGUCUCGUUGCAUAUAUACACAUCUUUCGCUUUCACGUACAAUCACAAGCAACGUACACACCCACUUCCGUCUAGCUCUUGUGUGAAAUCCACCAAUAUAUAUAACCUGCUUAGUCCUGAGAGUUUUCAGCAAGACUGAGAGGGAGAGUGCAUAUAUAGCCUUUAAGAUCAACCAAAGGAGACAAAGAUGAGCGAUCAGAAUGAGAUAAGAUCGGCACCCUUGACGCCGAGGCCACGAUCAGCUGCGCCGACACCUCCGGUGGUGCGGACGCCGCCUGUGUCAUGUCCACCCUCUCAGUUGCACUCACCCUCUCUGUCAAGGUCACCGCUUCUUCAUGUGGAGAAUGGAGAGGCGGCGCCACCUCGAAAGAAGGCUCCCAAAACACCAAUCCGAACCCCGAGACUAUCUUUGACUCCACGGUUCCUGACUCCGCUUGGAAGCCCAGUGAGGAAGGCUCUGAGGAUGACGAAGCUUGAUCCUCAGGACGCUUGGCUUCCAAUCACCGAGUCAAGAAAUGGUAACAAAUACUACGCUGCUUUUCAUACUCUCUGCUCUGGGAUUGGAAUUCAGGCUCUUGUGCUUCCUGUGGCCUUCACAAUCCUUGGCUGGACAUGGGGGAUAAUUUGCUUGACUUUGGCAUUUAUAUGGCAACUUUACACCCUUUGGUUGCUGGUUCAGCUCCACGAAUCAGUUGAAACUGGGAUGCGCUAUUGCCGAUACCUCCAACUCUGCUGUGCUACCUUCGGUAGCAAGCUAGGAAAGUUUCUGGCUGUGUUUCCAAUCCAAUACCUCUCAGGUGGUACAUGUAUAGCUUUGAUCAUUAUCGGUGGAUCAACCGCUAAACAAUUCUACCAAAUUAUUUGCGGCUCCGCAUGCUCUGCAUCCAGCCCGCUGACCAACGUGGAAUGGUACUUGGUGUUUACGUGCGCAGCCGUGUUGCUGUCCCAGCUGCCCAACUUGAACUCAAUAGCCGGUGUCUCGUUGAUCGGCGCCGUCACGGCAGUUGGGUAUUGCACAAUUAUAUGGGUUGUGUCCGUGGCAAAGGGCAGGCUCCCGGGCGUGUCCUACAAUCCUGUGAGAGGCAGCACCCAGGUUGACCAUGCUUUUGAUGUGCUUAAUGCACUUGGGAUCAUUGCUUUUGCUUUCAGGGGCCACAAUCUUAUUCUUGAGAUUCAGGCUACCAUGCCUUCAGAUGAGAAGCAUCCCUCACGAGUACCAAUGUGGAAAGGAGUGAAGGCUUCCUAUACACUGAUAGCCGCAUGCUUAUUUCCUAUUGCAAUUGGUGGCUAUUGGGCUUAUGGGCAUCAGAUACCAGCAAGUGGAAUGCUUACGGCCCUCUACCAAUUCCACACGGCUGAUGUGUCAAAGUCUCUGCUAGCUAUAACUGCCUUGUUCGUCAUAAUAAACGCAGCAAGCUCAUUCCAAAUAUAUGCCAUGCCAAUAUUUGAUGACAUGGAGUCCAUGUACACUAUGAAAAAGAUGAAGGCGUGCCCGUGGUGGCUACGUGCAGCUUUCCGUGCUGUGUUCGGGUUUGGCAUCUUCUUUGGGGCGGUGGCAUUGCCAUUCGUCGGAAGUGUUGCCGGUUUGAUUGGAGGGGCAGCACUGCCUGUCACAUUGGCAUACCCAUGCUUCAUGUGGCUCAAGGUUAGGAAGCCUAAGAUGUAUGGCCUAAUGUGGUGGCUUAAUUGGGUACUAGGGGUCACGGGCAUGUUUCUAAGCGUUAUAUUGACUGUUGCUGGCAUUUAUGUUGUGGUUCAAACCGGUGUUAAAGUGAGUUUCUUCAACCCUUAAUAAGUCGGAGCAGAACCAGAAUUUUAAGCGAAGCAAUGCUUUAAAAAAAAUUAUAUAUAUAGACUACAUAGUUGUAGUUUGCUGUUGUCUUGCACACUUUCCAAGAGAAAUGUGACACAACUUCACUUUUUUUGUUCUUUUUUCUUACGGCAAUGUUGUGGUUGACGACAAAGAAUUCUUAGGUGUAUGUAAUACCAAAUUUAAUUACAAUUCUCUCUCUCUCUCUCUCU